This is a messenger RNA of Gossypium raimondii (Peruvian cotton), 1406 nucleotides long. RefSeq names its product transcription factor MYB54. Gene Ontology annotation, biological process: regulation of DNA-templated transcription. Gene Ontology annotation, cellular component: nucleus. The coding region runs from base 128 to 1201 and encodes 357 amino acids. Gene Ontology annotation, molecular function: RNA polymerase II cis-regulatory region sequence-specific DNA binding; DNA-binding transcription factor activity, RNA polymerase II-specific. The record is from RefSeq and is a predicted model, not a curated record. The transcript has 3 exons. Lineage: Eukaryota; Viridiplantae; Streptophyta; Magnoliopsida; Malvales; Malvaceae.
UUUUAUUAUUAUUUUUCAACUUUUUUGCAGACUCUCACUUAUUUUCCUUACCAAAACCUCUGAUAUCUCUCUCACUUUCUUUGUUUUUGUAUCUGCAAUCUGCACUAUCUUUUUACUACUUUGGGAUAUGAAGAUGACCUUGCAACAGUUCCACAACAGCUCCUGUUUUCAUCACCAAGAAAAUAAUGGCUUUUCCAAGUACUACACCAUAUAUCAACCUCCUUCAAACUCAUCAAUGGAGGUCUUAAAACCCAUAGAGGGGUUUUCAUAUUGCUUGGAAGAUCAUUUCUCUAAAGGGUCUGAAAUGGGCGCAGUUUCCAUGAGUGUUGUGAGGGGAAGAAGUGAAUUUUUUCUCAAUGGGAAAGAUGUUGGGGUCUCAAAGAUUUGCUCUAGAGGGCAUUGGAAACCAGCUGAGGACUCUAAAUUGAAGGAACUUGUUACUUUAUAUGGUCCUCAAAACUGGAACCUUAUAGCUGAAAAGUUUCAAGGAAGAACAGGUAAAAGCUGUAGAUUAAGGUGGUUUAAUCACCUUGAUCCAAGGAUCAACAAAAAGGCUUUUACAGAAGAAGAAGAAGAAAGACUAAUGGCAGCUCAUAGAGCUUAUGGAAACAAAUGGGCAAUGAUUGCAAGACUUUUCCCUGGUAGAACUGAUAAUGCUGUUAAAAACCAUUGGCAUGUUAUAAUGUCGAGGAAAUAUAGAGAACAGGCUAGUGCUUAUAGGAGGAGAAAGCUAAGUCAAGCUGCCAUUGGCGACUUUACAGACUCCACUCAAAACCCAUAUUUAGCUUCAUUUGUUGGCCCUAAUGGAUCUUACAACAAGGGUUCAACUUCAAGGAAAGAAGAUGAAAUCAACGGUGGAGAUUUGUUUCUUGGGUCAAAAUCUAAAAGCUUCAAAGCUUGUGAAAACUCCACACCCUUGGAUUUCUUUUCUGAUUAUAGAAGCCAAGAAGGUUUAAUUAGCAGAAACAGCAGGCAAUGGAAAAUGGUUCAAGAAGAAACAAUGUUAAUGCAAGAAUCAUGUAACCAUUAUCAGCCAUCGGGUUUCUCAGACUCAAUGGCAUCUGCAUCUCAAGUCACAGUGACCGAACCAUCGUCGUCAUCAGUGAGCCAUUUAGAGACGACCAUUACGGCACCAUCAGCAGCAGCAGCAGCAGCAGCAGCAUCACCACCGUUUAUAGAUUUUCUUGGAGUAGGAGCUUAGUGAAAGAAGCACAGGGUUUUCUAAAGAAGGUAAAAUGAAUUAGAAACUGAAAAAAAGGAAGGGUCCAAAAACUAGCUCAGACUUGAUUGCAGGCAAAGAGAAAAGGAUCUUUGUUGUGUCAUCAGCAUCUUUGUCAAUGUAAACCAUUGUGUCACAAAAUCCAAAACUUGAAGCAGUGAAAACUAAUACCCUUUCUCAGUCUUCA